CGAGAGCGAGAGGAGCGUAAAGCUUCUCAGAGCACAGAAUCAUGGGUGAUUACUAUGAAAUUCUCGGAGUGCCCAGGAACACCAGCCAGGACGACAUCAAACGGGCAUAUAGGAAGCUGGCAUUAAAGUGGCACCCCGACAAGAACCCUGACAAUAAAGAGCUGGCAGAGAAAAAGUUCAAAGACAUUGCAGAGGCCUACGAAGUGUUAUCAGAUGCGGGAAAGCGGGAGACCUAUGAUCGUUAUGGGAAAGCGGGAUUCUCAGGACCUGAGCCCCGAUCCAGCUCAGGAGGAUGCCGGUUCCAUGAAUAUGCCUACACAUUCCGGAGCCCAGAGGAGGUAUUCCAGGAAUUCUUUGGUGGACGAGACCCCUUCUCUGACUUCUUUGGGGAUGAAUUUCUGUUUCCUGAAAUGCAUCACACUCGCUCCUCUCCAUUUUUUUCGGACGCUUUUCCUGCUACUAGAGUGUUCUCAUCUUUCUCAUCUUUUGGAAGUAAUGGGUUUGGUAUGGCCGGGAACGUCUGUUCUGUUUCCACCUCAACUAAAUUUAUAAAUGGCAAACGAAUAACAACCAAACGGAUAGUAGAAAAUGGAGUGGAACGGGUGGAGGUGGAGGAGGACGGCCAGCUGAAGUCCAUCCAGGUCAAUGGGGUUGAAGAUGAACUUGCCUUGGCCCUAGAGAUGAGCAAACGGGAUCACCAGACAAAGAUGCAAAACCCCAACAACCAUGCCAGGGGGUCACCACACAACAUCCAGCGAUCCCAGAGCGCCGGCCCCGCUUACAUGGUGCUGGACAGCGAUGACGAAGAUGAGGAUCUGCAACUGGCCAUGGCCUACAGCCUCUCCGAAAUGGAGGCUGCCGGGCAGCACCAAGCAGGUGUGUUCUGAGAUCGGAGUCACAUACACUUCUGUUACCGUCGCUGGCAGGGGUGGGGUGCCAGGGGAGCACAGGCAAGCUUUCCCCCCGCCCCCCCGCACAAUACACCUUCCCUGCGAGGCGGCAUUGGCAUGUGGGCUGUACCAUCUUGAAA
Molecule: messenger RNA, 1030 nt
Organism: Nanorana parkeri
Lineage: Eukaryota; Metazoa; Chordata; Amphibia; Anura; Dicroglossidae
Gene: DNAJB2
Product: DnaJ heat shock protein family (Hsp40) member B2
Exons: 10
Coding region: 42-887 (281 amino acids)
Molecular function (GO): Hsp70 protein binding
Source: RefSeq, a predicted model, not a curated record